AUAAAGCGAUGUAGACGCGCACACCAUGUUUAAGAUGGCGUGGCCGCACUGGCUGUCUACUAUCUAUUCCUCUAUGCUGUAUUUCCAUAGGGAGUAGGGAGUAGUGGACGUAGGGAGUAGUGGAGUGCGUUGGUGUUUCGGGUAAAUACCGUAAAGGUACGGGACUUUAUCCUUUAUCGAAACAGAAAGCAAGAUGAUGUUUUUCAGCUGCGCAACGACCAGACAUUAUAAAACAAAUAAACAAAAAAGACUGCGUCAGUAACAGCUGUUUGUUCCUGGUUUCUACAGGAGACGUCAGAAAAAUUAAUCUCCAACGAAUCAGAAUGCUGACAAAAGUUCAGAAAGUCUAAUGCAGCUCUAAAAUGAUUCAGGAACUGUAUCAGCAAAUCUUUUCAGAAGUGAAAUUUCUGAGUUAGUCUCAAUCAGAGUCAGACUACCUUCAAUGGGGAAAUAAACUUGACUGGAAACAGAUGAACUGAACACAGAUGAACUGAACGCAAUGAACUGAACAUAGAUGAACUGAAAGCAAUGUGGAAGGCCAUGAAGAGCGGGGAUGAAAGGCUUAUUUCCUCUUUUUGAAGAUGUCUGAUCAGCACUUUCACGAUGAUUUCCAUUCUGGAGCAUACUUUCAUUAUUACUUCUAUUUUCUUACUGAAUAUUGAACUGUGUAUUUGUGCUUGUGCACGAGCUGAAUAUGAGAUAAAUGGAGAAUGCUGCCCCAUGUGUUCAGCUGGAAACCGAGUUUAUAGACAUUGCACUGAAUUCACCAGCACAACCUGUAUGCCGUGUGUUGGCUCUACUUACACUGCUGAACCCAAUGGCCUUCCAAGUUGCAUUACCUGUACAGUGUGUGAUCCUGGACCGGGAUUAAGAGUCAAAACAGCCUGCACACGAACUUCAGAUACAGUUUGUGAGCCACUGGAGGGAUUUUAUUGUACUGAUGAAUACAGGGACAGCUGUAGAUAUGCUGUGGAACACACAAAAUGCAGCCCUGGACAAUACAUAAAGCAGAAAGGAACAGCAGUUAAAGAUGCUGAAUGUGCAGUGUGUGCAGAUGGUACCUACUCCAACAGCAGCCUUCAAAUUUGUAAGCCACAUACAAAAUGUGAAGAUUUGGGACUUAAAGAAAUAACACCAGGAACAAAUUCUUUUGAUGUUGAAUGUGGAAGAAAAACUCCAGUCCAUCUAAUAGCUGGAAUCAUAGUUGCAGUGGCAGUUGUAGUUGUAGCUGGAGUAAUCGUUUUUCUAAUAAAGCAUAAGAAAGUCCCACCGACAGCUGGUACUGCUGAGAAACCGAGAUUUUCAACCAACCAGACACGUGAAAGAGAGACUUCAUUACCACUGACAAGCGAAGAAAGUUCAAAAUGACUGUGGAAAACAAUGGUGUGACCGCCAGGAGCAUGAAUACACAAGUUUAGGGAAGAGGAGACUGAUGGACUGAUGGGAGUGAUCUUGACUAAUGUGAUUUGAAUUUUGUGUGAUAUGUUAAAAGACAUUCAGGGUAAGUUUUCCUCAGUGGGACAUAUGGGAACAUAUACUAGUACAGUAGAUAAACCAUUUUGAGCUGUUUCAGUCACAAUAUUUUCUUUUAUCUGCCAUAUUUAUGAGCAUAAUUUUUGAACAUCGGCAGAAAAGCAAUGCAUCUGAGAAGUGAUUCUUACAAAAAAUGUUGAUGUUUUGAUUCAUACCGAGCCCCAGGAAAAAUAUAUAGAGCUCUGAAGUCAGCGUAGACAUUGUUGCCAUUGCCAAAUCUAACAAUCGCAGACAUUUGCAUUUAAUUCACAGUCCAUCUCCAUACACCAACAAGAGUCUGAGUCUGGAUCGGGCUUUAUAGUGCACAGUAGCCUGCUGGUACUUCGUAGAUGGAUGGGUUGACGAAAUGAACCUGUGAUAGAUGAAAGAUAAAAAAGUUUCCCAUCUCUGGGCAGAUAAGUAAACAGCAGCAUCAAUUUAUCAAGCUUUAUGAAUAGAAAUAACAGUUUAUUUAUGUUACUUACAAUAUACCGCUAACCAGUGAACUGUAUAGCAUAGGUAGAUAUGUAGAUAAAGUCAGUAGAUAUGUACAAGAAGAUAUUUAUUAUUCAUAAACUCCACCAGUAAGCAACAAACAACAUCAAACAUAAAAUCUGUACACAUCUGUCACCAACAAAUGUUCUGAUAAUUUGUUAAGCGUAGCAUAUGUAGCUAUAUCCACCUCGGUAACUAUCAUACAUAGCCAAUGUAACUAGCAAAUCAAGCUACCCAGUAUAAAAUGCUUGUUACUGAGAAUGGAGGGUUUUGUUGGUAUCCAAAUUUCUCACAUGAUUGCUGGUGAAAAUCGUUUCAACAGCUACUGUCGCAUCUGACAUCGGAACAAAUUAAUACCAGUUGGUAACUCCAGAAUCUUUUGGUCAUAAAUAUGGCAGCAUGGUCAUACAGUGAUGUCACAUGAAACAGACCAAAACAACACAAAGCACACAGAGUGCUAUGAACACAUGUGGUGUGCAUCAAAUUCAAAAUAUAAUGUAAUUCUCUUGCAUCAUGGGCACCAGCUGAGCGUGGGUAUUAUAGAUAUAUGUCUUUAUCUAUUAUGAUUCCGAUUCUGUGAGGUUUAUAAAAAAUUAGUGAGUACAAUUUUUUCACAAUCGAUACUAAGUAGGGGACCAAACUUGAAAUAUCUUAGAGACUGAUAAUACAGUACUACAUGUAGUACUUUUUCGGUACUGGCAGUGCUGUAUCAAGUGGAAUGCAGGCCCAGGGUGGUAUUUUUGUUGAGAGGCUUGGGCUGAAGGAAUGUGGCCUGCAUGUGGUAUGUGCAUAGCAAUAAGCUAUAGACCUGAAUAUAACCAGCACUCAAAUAACUACAUUCAAAAUCCAUUUUAGCCAGCUGAUCUGUCAGAUUUUCUGCUCAGAUACAGUGACCAAAGUAUAAACAGUGUAUGAAUAACCAUCUAUAAUGUAGGCUUGAAUAGUAAAUGAAGCUAGAUAUCUGCUGUUCAUGUAGAAAUGUGUGUAGCACUUGCAAAAACCUUGCUUUUUGGGGAGAGAAAAUUAGCAAAUUACAAUCUCUUAUGAUAAAUAAUAAAUACUAGCAUUAGUAUUUAUUAGCAUGUAUUAUAGUAUUAGCAUGCGAGUGAAUGGAAUACUGAGGACACCCUAAACAUAAAUAUUUUUCCCCAAUAAAUUUAACAUUCAACAGAAUAAUGUAGUUAUACAAAGGUCACUACAUUUAAAAGAUUACAAUAAAAAUAAAAUAGCUUUUUUUUUUUAAAUACAGGACAGCAUAUGAUUAAUGAUAUAGUUAACAACUUAUUCUCUGAUAUCAAUAACACAAUCAUUUAUAGUACACACUGAAAGAAAUGUCAGUAGUUUUAGUUUAUAUUUGCAGCUGUAUUUCCCCCUUGAUGAACUCUGGCAGUUAUCUCAGUGCUUGAUGAUCUCCACUGCCUAGAAAAAAAAAAAAUCUGCUUUGAAGAACAUCUCAUGUGAGAAUAGCAGCUGAUCUUUGCUGAUUGCACAUUCACUUUCUGAGACUUAUACAAUAUAGUGCCUUGUGAUCUUAGUAACAACUUUAAAAGAAACAUCACGCUUACCCAUGAUGCACAUAUUACUAAUUGUUCCACUGUUUCUGGUAUACAUAAUUAUGUACAAUACAUAUAAAAUAUAUAUUUCAUGUGUUGUUACUGGUAUUUACUGUGUAACUGUGUGCAAUGAGCAGUGAGUAUAAUAUCAAUCUGUAUAUCAGUAUAUACUAUAUACAGUAGCAAUCAAAAGUUUGGACACCUACUCAUUUAUAGAUUUUUCUGUAUUUUGACUAUUUUCUACAUUGUAGAACAAUACUGAAGACAUCAAAACUAUUAAAUAACAUAGGGAACACAUAUGGAAUUAUGUAGUAAACAAAAAAAAGUUAAAAACUAAAUAUGUUUCAUAUUUUAGAUUCUUCAAAAUAGCCACCAUUUAUCUUGAUGACGCUUUGCACACUAUUUGGCAUUAUUUUAACCAGCUUCAUGAGGUAGUCACCUGGAAUACUUUUCAGUUAACAGGUGUGUCUUGUCAAAAGUUAAUUCGUGCAAUUUCUUGCCUUAAUGCAUUUGAGAUCAAAUAGUAAAUAGUAAAAAAUACAGUAAAUAGCCCUAUUCCACAACUGUAGUAAUCCAUAUUGUAUCAAGAACCGCUCAACUAAGGAAAGAGAAACAACAUCCAUCAUUACUUUAAGACAGGAAGUGUAUUUUAAUUAAUUAAAAUAAAGAAAAAACAUUGAAUUAGAAGGUGUGACCAAACAUUUGAUUGGUAGUCUAUACAUUUGGUGUUUUAUUUUCCUCCCCUAGAUACUGUGUAAUUGUCAUUUGCCUAAUGGAAUUUAUAUUAACAUCUGCACAAUUUACUAAGCAAAUAAAUACUGCAGUUCAGUUAUGUAUUUGUACGCAAACUGUAGCUACAUUAAGGUGAUGCUAAAUGUAACUAAAUAUGACAGAUCUUACUGUACUGAGUAUAAGCUGAAUUCUCAGAACAUUGUGGCUGAAGUACAGACUAACGAGCUAUAAUUUAUUUACUUUGUUAAUAAAUUCUACAAUCACAGAAUAUCCUGUACAUCAUUUAACAUGAAUUCCUUUUUCAGUGUUUUGCACAACAUAAUGUAAUUUAAAGAUGUAGCAAUGUUUUUUAUAUGUGUAAUAAAUACAGACGUCUAUCACAGAGAA
Messenger RNA from Neoarius graeffei (lesser salmon catfish), 4679 nucleotides. Its product is annotated as tumor necrosis factor receptor superfamily member 14-like. NCBI's taxonomy places the organism in Eukaryota, Metazoa, Chordata, Actinopteri, Siluriformes, Ariidae. The record is from RefSeq and is a predicted model, not a curated record. Gene Ontology annotation, biological process: positive regulation of peptidyl-tyrosine phosphorylation; negative regulation of alpha-beta T cell proliferation; positive regulation of T cell migration. Bases 604 to 1368 code for a protein of 254 amino acids. The transcript has 9 exons. Gene Ontology annotation, molecular function: protein binding; transmembrane signaling receptor activity. Gene Ontology annotation, cellular component: membrane; external side of plasma membrane.